AUGGGGUCAUUGACCCGGCACCUCUUGACAAGGCUUGCCGUCCUAGCAGUGCUGCCUCUAAGAUGCACAAGCUCCGCGGAAACAUCGAGGUGUGAGAGCGCUAACCACGCAUGGGGCAUCGACAGCGAUGCCACUGCAUUGGUGCAGAGUGUCAAACCACAGCUCAAGGAAUUUAACCGCAGUGUCAACUUGCAGCAACUUGAGCAAGGCAGCUCGAAGAGUCAGUCGUCGAAUAUGACGUUGGACACAAUGAGCUCCGUGAAGCAUCCGGAUGCCAAGGGCUGGUCCGAAGGAAAGCCUGGCACCGGCUCCCACGGCGGCUCCGGCUCCAAGCUCGUGCAGGUGCUGGCGGCGGCGCGCAGCACCGCACAGGAAAUGGUCCGACCUUCUGCGACCUUUGUUUUUGUUGCUCCGUUUCUGAUCAUGACCAUUGUCCUGAUUGCAUGUUUUGCUGCACUGUUCAGUUUCAGUGCAGAUUGCCGGACCUUUGCGCCCUCAGAGUACUCCCAGGAUGGGUCAUCAUGGCCCAGGAGCCAGCGGACGGCGUUGACACCCGCUUCGAGACGCACGCAGGACCCGUAUCUGGCUCUGAGCCAGCAGUCGCUUCCACCUAAGGAUGCUCCACCAGGAGACGCAUCCGUAUCCGGCCGCCCCAGCGUCGGGCCGGGACUGGGGCCGGGCCCCGCGAGUCGGAUGUCCUUGGCCUCUCAGGCGAGCGCCGCCUCGAGGCGAGUGCCACCUUUACGCCUUUCUGCCAUCUCUGCAGCCGGGCGACCGACAGGAGACAUGUUCAUGGCGUCUGCGGCGCCUUUGCAACCACUGUUUCCAGCAUUGGUGCUUCCUGCACGGGAAGGUCAGUUAGAGGUCAGCCUGGAUGCCGUGCAGACCGUGCAGAAGACUGGUGCCGGACGAUUCUUUGUGAUUGGACCGCUCGGGAACAAGAUCCUUCAUAUCACCUCUUGUGGGAGCGCCUUUGAUGUUCACAUGGCCCAGCGAAGCAGCGAAUUGGUGAGCAAGGUGUCCCUGAAGGAGAUGCAGGACUCCAGCAGGAUCGAAGUUUGCAGAGGCGAUGGAACAGUGUACGGCAAGAUUGUUGAACAUGAGCAGCCGCAGAAGAGCCUGGAUGAGGUUUCUUUGUCCGUGAUCGUGACAAGCUCAUCUGGAAAGGCCGAGAGAGCCAUGCUGGUGAUCCAGGGAAAUCCGGAACGAUUCUGCCUCACUGCGAAGGCAGCAGCUGACGGCCAGCCAGUUGCCUCCAUCGAGCUGCAAGCCUACAGCGAAGAGCAUUACCUGGACCUCAGGACGAGUCGCGGUGCAGACACUGCUUUGAUUGUAUCCAGUUUUUUGGGGAUCCUGCUGCUUCGGGAUCGGCCAGAUCGGCCCCGCCAGAGCGUCCCUAGGCCGCUCAUGAGCGGGGCUUAG
Molecule: messenger RNA, 1422 nt
Organism: Symbiodinium sp. CCMP2592
Lineage: Eukaryota; Dinophyceae; Suessiales; Symbiodiniaceae
Source: the annotation of a GenBank genome assembly